Messenger RNA from Austrofundulus limnaeus, 927 nucleotides. RefSeq names its product TNF superfamily member 12 (gene tnfsf12). Gene Ontology annotation, molecular function: receptor ligand activity; tumor necrosis factor receptor binding. Gene Ontology annotation, cellular component: membrane. The record is from RefSeq and is a predicted model, not a curated record. Gene Ontology annotation, biological process: immune response. Lineage: Eukaryota; Metazoa; Chordata; Actinopteri; Cyprinodontiformes; Rivulidae.
GUGUGUGUGUGUGUGUGUGUGUGUGUGUGUGUGUGUGUGUGUUCAGUCUGUCUAAUAGACUGACCCCCCAGCGCGCCGUUUAAAGGGAAGACAAGAGAGCUGAGUCAACAAAUCGCAGCGAGCAGGAUGCAACAGUUGAUGUGCGCGAGCUGCGCACUUUWCUCGUCUUUAGGGACCGUGCGCACGCGGGGAGGAUGGUGGUUCUGAACCAGUCCGACUUUCUGCUGCUUCUUUGAGUCCAUCUGGGAGAUUUAAACCUAAAAYCAAAGCAGAGGCUGGCUGAGAGUCUUACAAAACUCGUGCGUCUCCCGCACCUCUCCAAAAAGAAUAAAAMCCCUAAAAUGGACAUUUGGACCGAAACGCGUCUGCGAGGACUUCAUGCUCGGCGGGAAUGGAGCUGCUGAGUGGACCUGGGACGGCUGCGAGGCGGUGAGAGGGUAGUAGCUGUGCGGGGAGGGAGUGCGCCCAAACAUGCAGCGGGUUCUGCAGAGGAGGAGAGUGCGCAAACUGCGGGUCGUCUGGGCCGCUCUGUCUCUGGCCGCGUGCAGCGCGCUCUUCACGGCGUGGACCUGGAGACAGACGCGGGACCUGUCCCAGUCCUUCCAGGUCCUGCAGGACAGACUCGAGCAGGUCAACACUCAGAGGAAGGCCAUCGUUCAGCUCAUCCUGGAGAAGCGGGAGCUGCUGCUGGAGCGAGUGAAGAGAGACGGGGGAACGGCACGAGGGAGAAAUGGAAAUGGAAGGAAGGCGGCGUCUCAUUUUGAAAUACCCAAACGGGAGGGGGUCUCCCCUCAGCAAGUGGGAGAAGGUGGUGUGAUAAAAGGCUGGGAGGAGAAGACGUUGAAUAUGAGUAAAGCAGUGAAGUACAACAAGGAGCAAGGUACCUUCACUGUGGAGAGAACAGGAGUCUACUUCCUGUUCUGCCAG